Molecule: messenger RNA, 2624 nt
Organism: Capra hircus (goat)
Lineage: Eukaryota; Metazoa; Chordata; Mammalia; Artiodactyla; Bovidae
Gene: C17H4orf46
Product: chromosome 17 C4orf46 homolog
Exons: 2
Coding region: 229-564 (111 amino acids)
Source: RefSeq, a predicted model, not a curated record
GUUCCGGUGUCUGGGAACCCGCUGGGAGGUUUUCCCUCGGAGAGGAGAGCAGCCUCAGGCGAACUCAUUGGCAUCUGAUUGGCUGUCCCGAGAAAGUGACACGGCUUCGCGGUCCCCGGCGAAGAGCCGAGAGGAGGCGGGCCCGCUGGGCUUUGGGCGCGAGCGGUUGAAAGACGGUUGGUAUUGGUUCGGCCUCCCAAGUCCGGUCCAGUCGCCCAGCCGCGCUCCAUGGCGAACCCUGACGGGCUGCAGGUUUCCCCGCCGCCACCGCCCCCUUCUUCUUCUUCUCCAGACACGUCUUCAGCAUCUUCCCCCGGCACCCCAGGGGGUUUGGGCUUGCCUGUUCCGAGCAGGAGCAGCGGCCGACUGGUGGACCCGCUGGAAGAGGUGGAGCUGCAGAUCGGAGACGCAGCAUUUUCAUUAACCAAACUUCUGGAAGCCACAUCUGCAGUAUCAGCUCAAGUGGAAGAGCUUGCCUUCAAAUGUACAGAAAAUGCACGUUUCCUUAAAACAUGGCGGGACCUCUUGAAAGAAGGCUAUGAUUCCUUGAAGCCUGAUGACUGAUUUGACUGUAAUAAUGCAUACCUCCUCAUCUAUGAUGUUUGCACAUGUACCAUGGAGACUGGAUGAUCGCACGGUUCUGGAUACUUAAAGAUGAAAAUUUUCUUGGUUUUCUUCAUUUUGUGAAAACAGAAUGCUGAUGUUAUUUUUGAGGCUGAUUCAUAUUUUUUUAUCUUUAAACACUUUCUGUUCUCUGAACUUUCAAAGACUCUUUUAUGAAAGUUAAUCAGUAGGUAAUAAUGCCACAGUGUUGCCAGUAGCAAACUAGGUGAACCAUUAUGCUCUUCUAUUUGCAAGAAGAUGCCAAGAAGAGCAGAAUUUGAAAUUGAGCUUUAUUUAUGGCCCAAAGAAAGUAAACUUUCAUGUUACCAAUGUUAGAUUUAGCUUCACUGGGCUAAGUUCCCUAGAACCAAUGAUUGUGUCUUAGUUACUUACAUAUUUCCAGCAACCUAAAACACUGUUACACAACAGUCACUAAAUGUUUGUUAAAUAAGAGUUGGCAGCAUAAUUAAAAGCUGCUUUUUCUUUUAACUUUAGCAUAAAGAUGUUAAUUGUUUCUUGAAAAAGUAUUUGAGUCAGAACUUCACUGACUUUAAGGAAAAUGUUAUCUUUCUUUUUUUAAACAGGAAUUUGAACUUUGAUAACAACUUUUAAAAAUACAUGAUAAAUAUUUUUCACCCCUCUGUGAUACUUUUCAAAAAAACUUUUACUGAAGCCUGUCUUGAAAAAAUACGUAUUUUUUUUCCCCUCUAUUUCUGAGGUUAACUGCUUUUAUGGAUAUUUCUUAUAUUCACUGUUUUAUAUGUUUAAUUGUUCUCCUUAAAGUGCCUUAUCAAAAUUAUGGCUUUGUAGUAUUACUUUUGGAGCUUGGCAGGUAAUAAUUUUAAAUUCUGAGUGUAAUAAUUCUAAACAAGUACUUUAAAAAAAUGCAUCAAAUUUAAAUGAUGUAAUUGUUUUCAUAUUAUUUGAUCUUCAUGGCAAUGCUCUGUUUUACUUGUCUCAUAUGUUGUGCACACGCGCUCUCUUUUGGUGAGUUUGUGUCAUAUGUGUCGGUGAUCAAGCCGACUAAUUCUCUGUUGUGUGACUUCUGGACAUAUCUGAUGCAGCGUCUUAAUUCUUGUAGCUGUGGAGGUAUGCACAGAACUACACUUCCAAGCCCCACAAUGGGCCUGUGAAAGGGGACACAUGGAUGGGCAAAGGAUAGUGUUAUUUAGCAUAUUAAGUCACAGUUCUUGAUUAAGUUUUUCUGUUAAAGAUAACACUUGUGGUGUGUUGCUAUACCAAAGAGAUGCUUAUUUUGAUGUUAGAAAAAUAUUUUUCUUAGGUGUCGUGAAAAUUGCAAUUUUUAAAAUCUAUAAAAAUAAGAUUGUUCAAAGCAAAUGUUAUUUUCAUUUCUUCAGGUUCCUUAUUUUAAAACUUUACUGAAAUAUUUCCAACCUAAGAGGAAAGGUGAAUCACUUAAAGAACACCCAUGUAUUUCCACCAUGCAAAUUUAAUAAGUGUUAGCAUUUGGUUAUGUUUUCUUUAGAUCUAUGAAUAUAUUAAUAUGUAAGUGUUAGAUUCAUUUGAAACUAAUUGUAUUACCUUUUGAUUCCAUCCCUUUCUCCCCGGAGAUAACGUCUGUCCUAGAGGGACUGCAUAUUCUAGUUUGUGUUUUUAUGUUUUUAACACACACAUGUGUUACCAAAACACUACAAAGUACUGUCUUGAAACUAAUAUUAUUGACUGUAUGUCAAAUAAAAAAAUACUAUUUUGUGUGUGUAGUAACCAGCCUCCAGAGGGCCCCAAUGGUCUUCUGAUAUUCAUUUCUUAUAGAUAGUCCCCAACACUGAAUAGUGCUGCCUCGUGUAAGUACAGGAUAUUGAGGAAAUGUGGUGUGAUUUCACAGGCGAUAACUUUUGCCCAUUUUUCUGGUUUGUCUUUUCCUUAUGGAUUUAUAGCUGUUACAUAUUUUCGAUACUACAUAAUGCUCUGUUAUGUAUGUUUCAACUGUCUUGAAGUCUGUGUAUCCUUGUAUUUGAUUAUAGAAUCUUCUUAAAUAAACACUUUUAAUUUUAAUGUAA